Chlorocebus sabaeus (green monkey) is the source of this 2074-nucleotide messenger RNA. NCBI's taxonomy places the organism in Eukaryota, Metazoa, Chordata, Mammalia, Primates, Cercopithecidae. The record is from RefSeq and is a predicted model, not a curated record.
GCGCGCGGGGCGCGGUUGCCGUGGCAGCGCCGGCUCCAGGGAGGGCGGGCGCGGGGCCGGGAUCGCGGGGCCUGAGGUGGCGACCGGAGAGCCCGCGGCCCGGCUGGAGGCAGCUCGGGACAGGCUUGAGCGGCGGGGCGCGCUGCCCGGCCGGCGGGGAUGCGGGACCGGCUGCCAGACCUGACCGCGUUUGCUUUGGGAACUGGGACUGUGUGUGUUGACUCUGAACACACCUAACGCGCCAACAGCCGAGCACACAGCAAAUUAUUUACUUUAGCAAGGGAAAAGCAGGUCACUAAAAAUUUUGGAAGGAUUUUGAUGCAUUCUACACAUGUAAAGGUAGAGAACCACAUUGUUUACCAGCAAGCGAAUGACUUGGAACAAAAAUCUGCCCGUGCCAUGGGUUCAGAGUGGAGGAGGAUUGGCGCCACACCACUGUGGGGGUGCAUCGCACAGCAUGGGACAGUCACCAUGGGAGAGGAGGACUGAGUAUCUGGUUGUUUACGCCACGCCACUGUGGGAGUGCAUCGCACAGCAUGGGAAGGUCACCAUGGAAAGCGACUUGCUUUCACAGGGAAGUGUGGUGCUGGGGAGCAGUGAGAUGGUUGCAGCCUCUUUGCUGGAGCCGCAGUGUAGGAAGAAUGAUGAUGGAGACACAGUUGUUGUGGUUGAGAAAGACCAUUUCAUGGAGGAUUUCUUCCAUCAGGUUGAGGAGAUUAGAAACAGUAUUGAUAAAAUAACUCAAUAUGUUGAAGAAGUAAAGAAAAACCACAGCAUCAUUCUUUCUGCACCAAACCCAGAAGGAAAAAUAAAAGAAGAGCUUGAAGAUCUGAACAAAGAAAUCAAGAAAACUGCAAAUAAAAUUCGAGCCAAGUUAAAGGCUAUUGAACAAAGUUUUGAUCAGGAUGAGAGUGGGAACCGGACUUCAGUGGAUCUUCGGAUACGAAGAACCCAGCAUUCGGUGCUGUCUCGGAAGUUUGUGGAAGCCAUGGCGGAGUACAAUGAAGCACAGACUCUGUUUCGGGAGCGGAGCAAGGGCCGCAUCCAGCGCCAGCUGGAGAUAACUGGGAGAACCACCACAGACGACGAGCUGGAAGAUAUGCUGGAGAGCGGGAAGCCGUCCAUCUUCAUUUCCGACAUUAUAUCAGAUUCACAAAUUACUAGACAAGCUCUCAAUGAAAUCGAGUCACGUCACAAGGACAUCAUGAAGCUGGAGACCAGCAUCAGAGAGUUGCAUGAGAUGUUCAUGGACAUGGCUAUGUUUGUGGAGACUCAGGGUGAAAUGAUCAACAACAUAGAAAGAAACGUUAUGAAUGCCACAGACUACGUAGAACACGCUAAAGAAGAAACAAAAAAAGCUAUUAAAUAUCAGAGCAAGGCGAGAAGGAAAAAGUGGAUAAUUAUUGCUGUGUCAGUGGUUCUGGUUGCCAUAAUCGCUCUAAUUAUUGGCUUGUCAGUUGGCAAAUGAUGGUGUGGAUAACGUCAGUGUGCGUGCCUCUCUGCCAGGGUGGGAAAAAUGAUAUUCAUUAUUAUUUGUGUAAUUAUUUUGCUUGUGAUCCUUGGAAUUAUCCUAGCAACAACAUUGUCAUAGCAACCAUAUCCCAAGAGCCAUUUAUCCUUGGAGACUCAGACCACAUCUGCAACCAGAUGAGCAUCCUGUCAUUUCGUGAAUGAAUCUCAGACGCUGUAACCCGGCAUUGAGGACUGACCUUUUAAUUUACGAAUUCAUGGAAGAAGCACAACCGAACGUCUUGUUCAGUGAAAGCGCCGUAAGCACAGUGGGCGUGAUGCGUGACCCUGAAUGACACACUACAGGAUGUGAGCAGUGUGAGCCUUCUCUCUCACUGGCCUUGAACUAAGAGAAUAUUGAACAUUUUAAUAUUAAAAAUAUUUCAGUGUUACAAAUGUGCAUGAAGUUUAAUUAGGAAGGACUGCUUUAUGUUAUAAAGCUUUUUUUAAUUUUUUGAGAUGGAGUCUCGCUUUGUCACCUAGGCUGGAGUGCAGUGGUGCGAUCUCGGCUCACUGCAGCCUCCACCUCCCGGGUUCAAGCAAUUCUCCUGCCUCAGCCUCAGAG